AUGAACGGGGUGGAGGGCAAGGAGGACGAGGAGUCGAAGGAGCAGAAGAGAAAGAGGGGAAGGGAUAGAGAAGAAGGAAGUGGAGGAAGAGAAGAACACGACACAGAAGGAUGCCAGAGUUUACUCUUGUCAAAUAAAUUCGCUGAGUUUCAAUUAGAAGGUGCAGCUGUUAAUGAAGACACAGGUGUGACAGAAGGUGCAGCUGUUAAUGAAGACACAGGUGUGACAGAAGGUGCAGCUGCUAAUGAAGACACAGGUGUGACAGAAGGUGCAGCUGUUAAUGAAGACAUAGGUGUGACAGAAGGUGCAGCUGUUAAUGAAGACACAGGUGUGACAGAAGGUGCAGCUGCUAAUGAAGACACAGGUGUGACAGAAGGUGCAGCUGUUAAUGAAGACACAGGUGUGACAGAAGGUGCAGCUGUUAAUGAAGACACAGGUGUGACAGAAGGUGCAGCUGUUAAUGAAGACACAGGUGUGACAGAAGGUGCAGCUGCUAAUGAAGACACAGGUGUGACAGAAGGUGCAGCUGUUAAUGAAGACACAGGUGUGAUAGAAGGUGCAGCUGUUAAUGAAGACACAGGUGUGACAGAAGGUGCAGCUGUUAAAGAAGACACAGGUGUGACAGAAGGUGCAGCUGUUAAAGAAGACACAGGUGUGACAGAAGGUGCAGCAGUUAAUGAAGACACAGGUGUGACAGAAGGUGCAGCUGUUAAUGAAGACACAGGUGUGACAGAAGGUGCAGCUGCUAAUGAAGACACAGGUGUGACAGAAGGUGCAGCUGUUAAUGAAGACACAGGUGUGACAGAAGGUGCAGCUGUUAAUGAAGACACAGGUGUGACAGAAGGUGCAGCUGUUAAAGAAGACACAGGUGUGUCAGAAGGUGCAGCUGUUAAUGAAGACACAGGUGUGACAGAAGGUGAAGCUGUUAAAGAAGACACAGGUGUGACAGAAGGUGCAGCUGUUAAUGAAGACACAGGUGUGACAGAAGGUGCAGCUGCUAAUGAAGGCACAGGUGUGACAGAGGGUGCAGCUGUUAAUGAAGACACAGGUGUGACAGAAGGUACAGCUGUUAAAGAAGACACAGGUGUGACAGAAGGUACAGCUGUUAAAGAAGACACAGGUGUGACAGAAGGUGCAGCUGCUAAAGAAGACACAGGUGUGACAGAAGGUGCAGCUGCUAAAGAAGACUCAGUUGUAAUAGCUGUUAAGUAA
Molecule: messenger RNA, 1212 nt
Organism: Procambarus clarkii (red swamp crayfish)
Lineage: Eukaryota; Metazoa; Arthropoda; Malacostraca; Decapoda; Cambaridae
Source: RefSeq, a predicted model, not a curated record